Molecule: messenger RNA, 4509 nt
Organism: Chilo suppressalis (striped riceborer)
Lineage: Eukaryota; Metazoa; Arthropoda; Insecta; Lepidoptera; Crambidae
Source: the annotation of a GenBank genome assembly
GUUACGUCGCUUCGACACACAGUGUCUAAUUAAAUUACAUCCAUUGUAUGCUCAUACGCAUCUCUGGCUUCAGACGUUUUAUAAGAUGACUAUUAUAAAAUAAUCGAAAGUGUUAAGUUAUCAUCUAAAUUAGUUAUAAUACAAUAGUUGUGUGUUAGUUUCACUAAGUGGUAUUGAGUGAUUUUACUAAGACAGGCACUACAUUAACAAAAUCUCUCAACAUAAGUGUCACAUUCAAUUGAACUGUGUUUUGACUGCGGGAAAUAAAGAAGUCAAAGCGAGUUUUGAAGCUAGGACUCCUGGACAUGCGAAUUUUAUUGAACACACAAAGAAAACAGAACUGAAAGAAGAUGAUACUGAAAUACCUAAUCUGCAUAUUCGCUACUACCACAGCAGUCCUGACUUCCACCAAGGACGUCCGCAUCCUCUUCCCUGAAGAUAAGCAGUAUGUCUAUGAGAUCACAGCGGCUAUGUCUUCGGGCACCAUCACUCCAAGGGAAGCCUUCACCAGCUGGACUCUGGAGGGGAGACUGCACGUCCAGGUGCUGGGUAAUGACAGUCAAGUGAGGUUCCAGCUGACAGACCUGAAGACUUCAGUGAACAGCAAGAGCGAUGGCUACAUUUCCUACAAAUUUGAAGAAGAAGCCAGACAUCUCAAACUGCCCUGGAUAGUUGACUAUUACAAGGAAUUUUGCCUCGUAGAGUCCAUUUACUUGCCUGAGGAACCAUCAUGGGUGUCCAACAUGAAAAGGGCGUUGACACUAAACUUCCAACUGAAAAGAGGGGAUGGAUAUUACACCAGCUAUGAGCUCUGCGUUCACGACUACAGCUGUUUCACAACGUACCUCUCCAACGGAAACAUCGUGAAGAAAUACAACUCAUUACCCUCGUCCCCCAAGUUGGGUAGCAGCUGGAAGAGUGUACCCUGGACAGAUCCCGUGUACAAGCAUAACCAGUACUUGUGGAAUGCAUUGCCAGACACCACAACAAUGACAGCAGAGAGGACCUACAAGCUAGACAACAGGAGCGGUCUCAUCAGUUUGAAGAUGAGAGGCAACGUGACUUACAGAACGGAGGAUCUGACACUGUUUGUGAACACAGAGCUAGACAUUCAAUAUGAAGAGGAGUUGCAACCAGCCAGGUUGGAGUGGCCCAAACUGAUCAGGUCUGGAGCCAAGCACUCGAGAGAGGAGUGCCGUGACCCUUCGUGUGGCAUCAGGGAGACUAGUCAAGCGUAUUUGAAGAACAAGUUCUACGACAUUCUGCUAAAAAUAUCAAAGAAGGGCAUAGACGCUGACAGUGUCGUCAAGGAUCCGACGAUGAUACACAGCCUUGAUUUCAUUAACCUUAUCAAUACUAUGUCUCAACUUAACUACACUACGCUGAGGGUGUUAUUCGAAGACCUGGUACUUGGCACCAGUUACGAACUGGAAACUUCUAGAAACAUCUUCUUGGAAGUUCUGCCGUUCGCUGGGACUGACGCUACAGUUAGAUUCGUCAAAUAUUUGGUGCUAGAAGAGAAGGAAAAAGUUGAGGAUUCAGCCCUCUUGGCACUAAUCAGGAAGUUACCCUUCAAUACGGCCAAUUAUAGUCAAGACUUGCUGCAGGAGUUGGAGCCGUUCACAAAAUUAGGUCUAGACUUUCCCCAAGAGAUCAGACACGCCGCCAUCUUGAGUUUCGGGACUAUGUUGUACCAGGCGAAGAGAACAGAAAGAGUCGGCGCCGAUUAUUUUGACAACAUGGUGGUGAAGUACUUGAGGAUGUACAGCGAUUGUCCACACUACAUGGAUCGUUUGGUCUGGCUCCAAGGGCUAUGCAACAUAGGAUAUUCUACACAGAAGUACACCAUGGAAAUUUACACGGACACGAGUAAGAAGAGAAACGAGCGUUUAUGGGCUGCCUUCGCGUCUAAUUACAUCGACAAUCAGUACUACACUGACGAACCUUUGAAGGCGAUCGAGCUGCUUCUACCAGUACUCACUAACGAGACGGAAGAUGGCCAGAUAAGGAUGGCUGCUCUACACACAUUCUUGACAGCGACCACCAUCACCCAAAACGACUUUAUCUUCGUCCAUAAUUACGUCAAGAACUCAGGGAACAAAGCCUUGAAGAGGUUCUGGUACACAGCCAUUAAGAGUCUUGAAGAGAACAGGAACUUUGAUGGUUAUAAGCUUGCUUCGGUGUUCCUACCUUCUGUAUCGGACAUGGUCUUUGACCUGGACCCUGACUACUGGGCUACCAACAACGUGAUCUUCAGCUCUGAAGAUGACCAGUCUACUUCCAUGCAUUUCCUCAGUAUGGCCGAUGAUACUGGUCUGCCGUCUUUCGCUGGGGUCAGACUUUCUACGGCGGGGAAGAGAGCUUCGGUAUACGUUGUAGCGGAGGGGGUGGCCUCAAAUAUGUACAAAAGGAUGCACGCAUUCAAUGAAGCUGAAAUGGACGUGGAGAAGUUGAUCCAGGUCCUGAAGAACUUGAAGGUUUGGGCUGCGAAAACCACUGAGGAGGUACAUGUAGAUUUCGUAUUCAAAAUACAUGAGAAGGCUGUGUUUGUCGCGCAUAUGAACCAGACUAGAUUCAACAGCUGGAAUCUAGUUGAAUUGGCGAAAUCAGUAAAUGAAUUCUUAAGAUUGGGCAGUCACAUCAACCAGCAGAUUGUGUACUACCCAUCGCAAAUGGAGCUUAUAUUCCCAAAUGAAUUGGGAAUCCCAGUGAGAUUGCAAACUACCUCCGUGUCAUUCACAUCAAUAAGAGGAAACCUCACCACACCAGCCACAGAUAUCCAUAUAAGGUAUCAAGGCAUGUCGCUCAUAUCUCUGUCCACAUUUGGCCCACUGGUCCAGUCGGAGCACGCGGCCCGAAUUCAAAAGUCGAUGGUGGCCCAUCUACCAAUAAAGUUCAACAUAUCGCACACGCCCGUGGGAGUGUUUAACUUCAAAACUGACUUCAUGUUGCCAAUUCCAAAUGGCGGAGUAGUCAUACACACUCGCACGCAAGUCGAGAAGAACACCAAGAACAGUGUGGACCUCCACACUGUGAGGAGUAAGGAGAACGCACGGACUCACAACCGCAGCAUAUUCUCCGAUUGCGAGAACUCCACGUUUAAUAUGAAGCUGGAACAUCUAUUCACGAGAAAUAUUUACAGCAUGCUCAAAUACCUCCAACCAAGCAGACUCAUGCUGCGAGCCAUACCAUUGGUUGUUUCUCCACCUGCCAGUUCUUGCGGGAUAAUUCACUUGCACAACGCCGCCAUCUUGGAUGUCAACAGGGGAAUCAAAGCCACACUCCUCAUAGAAAACCUGGCCUCCAUCGUAGACUUUUUCUCCGGAGACAAGAAUUUGCUGAAGACUUCUCUACUGCUGAAGGAUUUCAGACAAGACACAGAAUCUUCUGGUGAAAUACUGAACUUUGAAAUUGACUUCGAAAUCAAAAACGAAGACAAACAUAUCAUUACUAGAGUCGAAUUCAACUCCACUGAUUCUAUUAAAACUUUCAUUGAGAACAACGACUACUUGUACGUAGGCGACAGACACACAGCCUUAGAUACCAAACACAAGAGCCAUAUAACCGCAGGAUACUACACGACUGAGGACAAUAACGUCACUACAUCUUUAAGCAUCUACAUUGACACAGCUCAAGACGCCACUGGAGAAAAACGGAUAGACGUCAGAUUCUCGCACGAUAUCAAUUCUUUGUUCUAUCCGUUUACUUAUCUCAUCUUACCGUUCUGCGCCAAGCAUGAUCAGGCGAGUCGUAUGAAGGAUAUGCAGCUGCCACAAGACAUAUGGGUGCCACUGUAUCUCGCUUGCAUUUCGGAAUCUUUCAAGAUGCCAUUCGUAAACCUUGCUGUGAGCAACACUCAAAUCUCAGCGGUUUUGAAGGAUGGCCUGACUUCCGUAAAGGUGACCAAUAGUCCAGACAUGAGGCUGAAGUCACCAGAAAUUGUCUGGUGGGUAGACAAUUGGAUAACCUUGAAGAAAAUGACUACUUUCGGGUUGUACAAGGAAUGCAGAUUCCAAGGCUCCACAGUGCAGAAGUUGGACGGCUCAGUUCACAGUUUCCAGACAGAUAGAGAGGAGAUGGUAGCUCUUGCCGACUGCACUGGUUUACCAAGGUUCGCAGUAUUAAGACAGAAAUCUGGAGAUGUAAAAGUUUAUGCUGGUGGGAAAUCUGUGUCCACCAAACUGCAAGGGAACGGAAGUUGGGACAUCAAAGGCGAUGAUACGAUGAAAUAUUUCAGGAUCACAACGCUCUUUGACGGUGUGAAGAUUCAAUCUAAAGGUUCCGGAAUACAAGUUUACAACCGGAUUAAUGAAACAGUUAUCCUUGUACCAAACUCUCAUCUCCAUUCGAUUUGUGGAGAAUGCACUCAUGUUUUAAACGACAAGGAGAAAUUGAAUUGAGCUUUUGGAGAAACUGUUUAUUUCAUACAACAAUAAUGUAAAGAUUUUGUUUUGAAAUAAAAUUAUCUGUUUAAUAAUUUGUUUAAUUCAUCAUCGUUAUCAGCCUAUU